Topomyia yanbarensis is the source of this 2023-nucleotide messenger RNA. RefSeq lists its product as uncharacterized. The transcript has a single exon. Bases 230 to 1165 code for a protein of 311 amino acids. The record is from RefSeq and is a predicted model, not a curated record. NCBI's taxonomy places the organism in Eukaryota, Metazoa, Arthropoda, Insecta, Diptera, Culicidae.
CUUUAGUGAGCAGACAAGCAUUAAUGAUCGCCUCAGGUACUGACGGAAAUCGCGUUCAGUUGAUUACCACCAAAACAGUCAUAUUCUGUCAAAGUCAUUGGCGUGCGUAGAUUCAGCUUAAUGUAAAGUGGAAGUUUGGUAAAGUGAAGAUCAGUGCGAUAUUAUUAUUAUUCGUUCGAGAAUGCGAUAUUAACAUCUAUCUCCCUACUUUUGCGAGAGUUUUAACAAAAUGGAGAAUAAAACCUUUAUUCUGCUGACGAUUUCAUUAUUUCUGCUGCUUUUGAAGCUGGCAUCUGGUGCUUCGGGAGAUCCACAAAAUGGUUCCACGACUACCAGCAAUCAUAGCGCGGGUCAAUCAGCUCUACAGGCUAAGUUAAACGAGACGGUAUCGAAAGUGAUUGAAGCAUUCGAGGAGAAUUCCUACCCAGAGGAACCACCCAGCCAGGAACAUAAAAAGGGGCGAAUUAUGGCUCGGAAAGGUGUCGACAUGAACGCCACUACUACGACUACAACGGCCACAGCAAUUGUGCUGACCUCGGAACCUAUGCCGAAAGGCAGUGAAGCGCAGCAGCAUAACAUUUCAUUGCCACUAACGAGCAAUAUUAGCACUAGCAGCAAUAACACAAUCGCAGCUGGCGCUGGUAACGUAGCUAAAGUAAAUGCAACAACGCCCACAUCAACCAGCAACAGUAAUGUGUCUGCAGUAACAUCCAGUACUUCCAAACCUGCACUAACUAAUACUACGGCAGCCGCGAGUAGCUCCACAACAACAACAACAACGACCACGACUAGCACCACAACAAAAUCUCCAAAGAAGCCAAAAAUAACCUAUUCAGUGGACGACGAACCGAAACUAAUUCAAGCAGCUAAACCGGGAUACGAUUCACUUUCCAGCGUAGCUGGCACAACUGGCUUGAGUGACGCCAAUGGACGGUUGCAUGUGGAAGAACCACUGGUCGAGCUGUCGAAAGAGUACAUCCCAGCGGCAAUGAUGGGACCUCCGGGCGGACACCGGGAGUUCGUUAUCCCGGUGGUAACGUUGAUCUUUGCGAUUCCCCUGCUGAUGGGGCUGUUUCUGCUGUCCUAUCGGCGAGCGAAGGAGUUCUGGUUGACGCGACACUACCGUCGAAUGGAUUUUCUUGUGGAUGGGAUGUAUAACUACUAGGAUCCGGUUAAUGUUGACGGUGAGGGACCGACUGGGAGUCGGCUCCAGCGCUAUAGGAUAGCGAACGUAAGCGUUAAUGGAAGAAAAAAAAGCAUUUAGGAUUAAAUAUUUGAUUCGAUAGCUGAAUGUGAUUUUUAUUUUGUUUUGGAAUGUUUGUUUUUUAAACUAGGACAAAGGUUAGUUUAGGCUCUUUGGAUGCGACAAUCAAUUAUCAAAAGAUGCCAGCCAGUGUUUCUAUCGUCAUUGAAAAUAUUGCCCACGCAAUGUAAUUCGGUUAAUGCAGCAAUGAAACGCAUCAUCAAAUAGAAAAUAACGAAUUUACAGUGAUAACAUUUAAAUAACGCAGAAACUAUCUCCGAGUAGCCAAGAAAAUUAUAACCGUUUAAUCAUAAUCAAAAUUUUGCAUGAAUAGACAGAAGUUGGAAGCGUCGUUCGAAAAUGCUCAUAAAUAGUGGCAAAACACUUCCCGAUAUGAUUAAGAAAGUGCCUUUCCGAACAACAUAUACGUAACUAGCGAAUUAGAUAACAAGGAAAACGUACUGAAUUUGUCUUACCAUGUAUUAUUUCACUGAACAUGCUCAAAAUUGUUAUUCAAACUGAACGAACAUGUCACUGCUGGUUUAAAAAAUCAAAAUAGUUUGCAGAUGAUGCGAGUAGAGAUAUGAUCUUACACGAAAGUAGCUGACUUUUAUUAAGGUAACACUAGAUAUCAGAUAGGCUGUAAAAAUAAAAGCAAAGCAACAUCUAAGUCGAAUUCGAAAUUUGGAAUUGUUUUUCUUCUCUUUUUUAUUUCUCUAAACUAGCUUGCGAAUAAAAUACAGAGUUGUGGUUGAAUUACAUUGCUUUAUUUUUGUGAAA